Messenger RNA from Aureobasidium musti, 486 nucleotides. Lineage: Eukaryota; Fungi; Ascomycota; Dothideomycetes; Dothideales; Saccotheciaceae. The record is from the annotation of a GenBank genome assembly.
AUAGGAGGGUUCUAUGCAUUCCUUCUCAGCCGUGAUCCGAGCGUAGAGCUCAGUGUGGUUGCUAGAUCUAACCUAGAGGCCGUCAAGAAAAACAUUGCGACAAAAUACGACUAUAUUGUUUGCGCUCAUAAAGCAAUCACCCCUGGCUUGGACCCCAACGACUUCCGAUCUGUCGCUAACAUGGACACGACUUUUGUGAUCUUACAGAAUGGAGUUGGUAAUGAGGAGCCUUUUCGUCAGUCAUUCCCUUACUCGACAAUCAUUAGCUGUGUGAUAUGGGUCGGCGCGACACAAGAUUCUCCUGGCGUGAUAAGACAUACAGCGUCUGAACACACCGACAUAGGGCUGUAUCCUAAUCCGGAAGUCGACCCUGCUUUGGAAGAUGCGAGGCUGGAAGGGUUUGCGGCUAUGUUGAGGGCGGGAGAAACAUCGUACACUACCUCAGACAAUAUCCAGGUCAAGCGAUGGGAAAAGUUGUCUGGAACG